AUGCCUCCGAGGAAAAGAGCAUAUCCAGGCACCGGGAAACCGGGGAAGGCCACAAAGUCGAAGGAAAAUGCAAAACGUCAGCACACCGAAGCUUCUCACACACUUUACUUAUCAAACCUAAACACCAAGAUCAAGCCACAUCGGAUGAAGGAGAAUUUGUAUGUACUGUUUACGUCUUUUGCAGACGUUCUUGAGAUAAACUAUCCCCGCAAAAAUUUCCGUGGGCAAGGCUGGAUAGUGGUGACGUCGCCCGAUGAUGCCAAUGAAUGUUUGGCCAAGUUAGAGGGUUUUGACUUCUUUGACCAACCUCUUCACGUUAGAUACGCCAGGAAGGACUCUAAUAUAAUUCACAGUCUGAAGAAACUUGAAGACGCAACUCUGCAAACAUAG
Molecule: messenger RNA, 390 nt
Organism: Pichia membranifaciens NRRL Y-2026
Lineage: Eukaryota; Fungi; Ascomycota; Pichiomycetes; Pichiales; Pichiaceae
Exons: 1
Coding region: 1-390 (129 amino acids)
Molecular function (GO): RNA binding
Source: RefSeq, a predicted model, not a curated record